This is a messenger RNA of Papaver somniferum (opium poppy), 882 nucleotides long. RefSeq lists its product as uncharacterized. The transcript has 2 exons. Bases 1 to 882 code for a protein of 293 amino acids. NCBI's taxonomy places the organism in Eukaryota, Viridiplantae, Streptophyta, Magnoliopsida, Ranunculales, Papaveraceae. The record is from RefSeq and is a predicted model, not a curated record.
AUGAAGAAAUUGGAAACUGAAGUGCAGAAGUACAAGAGAGUAGCAUUCAUGUUGUUAAAAGCAUUUCCAUUACUAGACAGAGCGUAUAAAGCUCUGAGUGGUUGGAAAGCUAAAUUGCUGUCACAAGCAGGAAGAACAGUGUUGAUUAAUUCUACAUUGUCUGCUUUCCCCUGUUAUCAGAUGCAAUGUUUUGAGUUUCCAAAAGGAACUUUAGAUGAAUUUGAUAGAAUACAGAGGGAUUUUUGGUGGGAUAAAGAAAACCCUAAAAAGGCUUAUUAUCCGAAAGCUUGGGAUGCUAUCAGAAUGCCUAAGAUUAGUGGAGGUGUAGGUAUUAGAAAUCCUCAUAAUGUUAACUUAUCUUUGCUUACCAAGUUAGGAUGGAGGAUGCUUAACAAUCCUAAUGAUCUUUGGAUACGAAUUCUGAAAGGAAAAUAUUUUCCUAGAAAUAAUCCCCUUCAUAAGAAUAGAGAUUAUGAAAUUUCCUUAAUUUGGCAUAGUAUUAGGAAGGGAUUAGAUAUAGUAAAGGAAAAUUAUAUUUGGGAGGUAGGAGAUGGAAGAAAUAUUAAUAUAAGCCUAGACAAUUGGAUCCCUGGAGUAAGUCAUUUACAGAAUUUGAAUGAUAAUGAACUAAAAUUUUUCUCGGACUUGAUUGAUCAAAAUGGUUGCUGGGAUAAUAACAAGAUUGAUGUAUCUUUUACGCCUGAUGUUGCUUGCAAGAUUAAGUCGAUUUAUAUAAAUGGUGAUAGUCAAGAUAGGAUCAGAUGGAGAGGAACGAAAAAUGGAGAGUUUUCUUCAAAGUCAGUUUAUAGAAUAUUGUCUAAUACAGGGGAUAAUGGAGAUAAAUGCUGGCAAAAAAAUAUGGCAUUUAGAUCUACUGCCUAG